Lindgomyces ingoldianus is the source of this 1902-nucleotide messenger RNA. Its product is annotated as amino acid transporter. Lineage: Eukaryota; Fungi; Ascomycota; Dothideomycetes; Pleosporales; Lindgomycetaceae. Gene Ontology annotation, cellular component: membrane. The coding region runs from base 277 to 1902 and encodes 541 amino acids. Gene Ontology annotation, molecular function: L-amino acid transmembrane transporter activity. The transcript is spliced from 3 exons. Gene Ontology annotation, biological process: amino acid transmembrane transport. The record is from RefSeq and is a predicted model, not a curated record.
UCUUUCGGUCGCAAGUUUUCCAUUGGUCCUGUAAGAUAGUAUUUGGACUCGGUGCCUUGACCGGGUAAUAUCAUUUUCCAUUCGCCUUGUUGUCCCCAGCUCAACCCUGACGUGCUUGAGGAGAAGUCACACGAGACCUGCACAUCUGACAGUCAGAUUGAAGCUCCUUCUGCGCUGGUCUCGCUUGAUAUCAGGGCGUAUGUCUCGUAUCUAGAAAUAUUGUCGAAUUCCUCUUUGGGUCAGGCCCUUUUUAGGGCCCAGUGAACAGCUCGCAGAAUGGAAGACUAUCAAGAGCAAACGUCUCCAGAUCACAUGCAAGAAAGAGAAGGGGGCACCAGAAAAGCAGGCGACGAUGAGACGGAGCCUCUCCUCCAACGUCGGACAUCCACAACAUCAUCACAUGGGACCCACCGACUACCGAAGCAGCUCUCCACACGCCAUGCGUUCGCCGUUCUUGUCAGCAUCCAGAUUGGAUCGGGCAUCUUCGCCUCACCAGCUCAAGUAGACGGUAACGUUCCCUCGCCUGGCGCGGCUCUGCUUGUAUGGGCCUUGGGAGGGCUACUAUCCUGGGCAGGGGCUGCCUCCUUUGCAGAGCUUGGGGCUGCUCUUCCGCUCAAUGGAGGCACACAAGAGUAUCUUCGUCGCGUCUACGGAGACACCAUGGCCUUCCUUAUGGCUUGGGUCUACAUCAUGGCUGUGAAGCCAUCAUCGAUGGCUAUCCAAAGUAUUGUUAUUGCAGAGUCUAUCGGGUCCGUCAGUUCCGCAACUGCUCUGACUGGGUGGAAGCUGAAGGCCAUUGCUACCUCGGCUUUUGUGUCCAUGGUUAUAGUCAAUUCAAUUAACACGAAAACGACGAUGAAGCUGAACGAGUCAUUCACCAUUGUGAAAAUAACGACAGUGGUGUUGGUCGUAGUCACUGGGCUGACGGCAGUCAUUGCUCACUUGAUCAACCCAGCAUCGCCGAUUUCUGGCUCCAAAGAUUGGUUCACCAAAGACUGGUUCAGCCCCCGCCAUAGUAUAGCUGAGGGAAGACCUAUUGAUUGGACUUCAAUCGGCGCAUGGGAGCGAUACGGACACUACUCGACGGCCAUAUACGCAGGCUUGUGGGCUUACGAUGGGUGGGACAAUGCCAACUUCGUUGCAAGCGAGAUCAACGACCCAGGACGCGCUUUACCCCGAGCUAUCAAAGCUGCAAUGGCUGUCGUUCUUAGUUGUUACGAACUAGUAAACAUCGCAUACUACAUCCUGCUGCCGUGGGAUACGAUGAGCUCAAACGAUGCAGUGGCUGUAGCAGCCGCUAAAUCUCUGCUUGGCCGCCCUGCCGGCAUCUUUAUCACUAUUCUCGUUGCAAUUUCCUGCGCCGGGUCCAUAACUAGCAACGUCUUCUCGGUAGGAAGACUUACUGUGGCUGCAGCACAACGCCACUAUCUACCCAAUUUCCUCAGUAGCCGAAGGUUUAUACCACUUCACAGAAGGCAGAUCUCAGAGCCGGAAAAUGUAUCUAAUUAUAUUGCAUCCGAAAACACGCUCGCUCCAUCGACAUCAGCCGUAGAGAUAAACACUACUUCUAAUUCUCCCUAUGAUGCCCCGAUACCCGCAAAUAUUCUUGCCCUCAUGGUAACGCUCGCAUACAUCAUCACCGGCAGCUUCCAGGGCCUUCUCAUCUUUGUCGGCAUGGCUGAGUGGGUUUUCUAUGUCAGCGCUGUUAUCGGCUUGCUCAUACUCCGGCAUACAGAACCCGAGCUUCACCGCCCUUAUCGGCCUAUGCUGGUACUACCCAUAGUUUUCGUCAUUAUCGGUACGCUUGUUAUUACACGUUCUGCGAUGUUCGCACCGGUUCAGAGUGGCGUUCUUGCAGGACUUUUGGUCGUGGGAACUUUAAUCAGUCAUCUUCGUGGGUGA